AUGUCGGGCUCCACGCUGCGUCUGUACCGCCACAUCCUCAAGGCGGCGAAGACGUUCCCGAGCAAGAACCGCGCGGGUCUCAUCGAGGAGAUCAAGACGGAGUUCAGGGAGAACGCGGGAGCGACGGACGCUGGUGACGUGCAGAAGAAACUCGCGCUCGCGAGGGACGGACUGGAUCGCAUGCGCGCGUUCACCGGUUUGGAUCAGGGCGCGAGCAAGUGGGACGUAUCGCUGAAGGGACCAUACGACGGGACGUGA
Molecule: messenger RNA, 258 nt
Organism: Micromonas commoda
Lineage: Eukaryota; Viridiplantae; Chlorophyta; Mamiellophyceae; Mamiellales; Mamiellaceae
Exons: 1
Coding region: 1-258 (85 amino acids)
Source: RefSeq, a predicted model, not a curated record